AUGAAGCGAUCUUCUAUAACACGUCGAUCUCUCUCUCCUUCUUCGAAUUCAAGCACCGCAAGCACGCCUCGCAAGCGUCCCAGGAGCAGAUACGACGACAGCUUAUCAGAAGAGGAACAGACCCCCUUGAAAGUGUAUGUUUUACAGGAAAAACUUGCCAGCAAUGAAGUCGACGAGCUCUUCCACAUGAUCGAAUCAAACGGUGCCUCCGCUGCUGGUAUCAGCAAGACUCGCAAACUGCAUCUGGAGCUGUGUAACAACCCUGUAGCGGCCGAUGUCAUUGUCACAAAGAUUCGAAUGAAGAAGCGCUUCGAGAGGCACCUACAAUGGGAUCUUGCGAGACAGAAAUGUAUUGUGACACCUGAAUGGAUUUAUGAUUCCGUGAAGCAAGGAAAACCUGUUCAAUGUGGCUGUUAUGCUGCAAUCUCUGAACUACAUGACGAAACAGUGGAACAUUGCCCCGACUCGGAAGAAGGCAAAGAUGAUACGCGCGGGACGCUUCAUCAUCAAAUUUCCGUGUAUUCUCCAAGGCAUGAGGAACAGGCGGUAAAGCCAACCCAUCCACGCGUCAUAGAGAAUUGGAGGUCGAAAUAUGCCUGUACACGCGCAUCUCCACUUGUGUGCGUAAACCAAACUUUGGUAGCUGAACUGGGAGUGCUAGGUCGAUCGCGAGAACUUGAAGGAAUGGGUAUCAAUGCUUUGAGCUACGAGCGAGCCGUUGCGAUACGCGAAUUUAUCAAGAACGGCUACAUAGAAGAAGCUCGGAGAACACGACUAUCUGAACGUUACCAAGCACUCUCGGAAUUUGCUACAGUAUAUGGUAUAGGUCCUUCGAAUGCCCGAAAAUUGUACGAUCUCGGAUUGCGAAACAUGGACGACCUCGAAAGAUACUAUGACGUCACCGCCGACUCGACCCUGGUUACACUCGCCGCCUCGCAUGUCACUCCUAAUGGACGGAAAAUAGUGACGAAGAAUAAAGUUCCUGACAUGUCUAUCCAGGUCUCACUUAUUCUCAGAAAUGAAUUUGAGAUUCCAAUAUCACGAGAGGAAGUAGCAGAAAUGCACCGAAUCAUUAUGCUUGAACUGGAUAAGAUACAGCCAGGGUGUGUGAGCACCGUUGUUGGCGGUUUCCGGCGCGGUAAACCACAAAGCAAUGACGUAGAUAUAGUUUUUAGCUACCCAGACUUGGAGAAAGGACCGAGCAUCAUUAAAGGCCUUUGCACAAGAUUCACAAAACAUCUAUACGACCACGGUGGGUCAUAUCCAUACCUUUCUAGCUUUCAUGCACAUGAUGCUUUACGAACAACACACUGGGAUUCUCUGGAAAAGGCCUUGACCGUAUUUGUCCUCCCCAAUCCCGGCGAUGAAGAAACGAAACGUCUUCAUCGACGAUUAGAUCUAAUAUUUGCGACGCCAGAAGCAUAUUGGACGGCUGUCAUCGGCUGGUCGGGGUCCAAGAUGUUCGAACGUGAUUUGAGGCUUUGGGCCAAAGCCGAGAAAGGAAUGAAGUUCGACAGUUCUGGGAUCAAUCGGCGUCAUGACUCCAAACUAUUUAUACCUCGUAGUGAGGAAGAAGUAUUCAACAUCCUUGGUUUGGACUGGAUAGAUCCUACCAUGCGCAACGCUGACGUGUAA
Psilocybe cubensis is the source of this 1635-nucleotide messenger RNA. RefSeq lists its product as uncharacterized. The transcript has 9 exons. Gene Ontology annotation, cellular component: nucleus. Bases 1 to 1635 code for a protein of 544 amino acids. Gene Ontology annotation, molecular function: DNA-directed DNA polymerase activity; DNA binding. Gene Ontology annotation, biological process: double-strand break repair via nonhomologous end joining. The record is from RefSeq and is a predicted model, not a curated record. NCBI's taxonomy places the organism in Eukaryota, Fungi, Basidiomycota, Agaricomycetes, Agaricales, Agrocybaceae.